GCUUUGUUAUUACUGACAGUGAUUUUACGACUCGCAUUCAUCAGAGAUGCAUUUAACUGAUUACAAAGCGCAGAAAAAGAAAUGUAUAUUUUAGUGUGUCUUUUUAAGCGGAAGGGAAGUGAAUUCCAUUGUUAAGAUUUUUAAAGUGAGAAGAAGAUUGUGUUAGCACUGUAAAUAUACUUAUAUAUUUGAUAUUUAAACUAUCCGUGGACAUCCUGCGGGGAUUUGAAUUGUGUGACAGAUUUCCCGAAGUGAUAAAUAAAGUCUGAAGAACCUUUUGAGUGCCAUAUUAUAGCUGUAUUAAACACUGGUGAAACGUUCGGCCGCCUGACAAUGGAAUCCGCUCAGCGCCAUUCAGAAGUCUACAAUGCAACCGUUUGUUGGCCAUUCUUGUUAGAUCCAAAGGUAUAUUCCAAACCAUUCUUCUUGUAGCUGUGUUCUGUCAAAUGUCGAUCAAUGAUCCCGGGAAAUGAUUGGCUGAUGAUUAAUGUGACAUCUUGUGCACCUCGCCAAUAUCAAAGGUGUAAAAUAUAAUGAAUUUGAAUUCUCGUUACACUAAAAUGACAAUUUUUGUUGACCUUUUCGAGUCAAUAAGAAAAAAACGUGCAACUGAAUUCUUGGGAACAUUAAGAUUUUUGAGAACCUUCAUAUCAAACAAUGUGACGCAAGGCUUAUUAUAAAGGUGGUACAUACAUUAACUUAAUACAAAACACGAAAAGGGAUUGAAAAAAAAUUGGCACCUAUGUUAAUCAAAGGAUUGUGACUUGAUUUAAGUUUGAGUCAACAAGAUGUCUUUGGCCUUUGAUAUUGCCGGGCCAACUAGCCGUCUGAACCGGCAGGCGACUACAAUAGACCUGUUGGGGAAGUCUUCUUUGAACCCCCUAAGACGUCAUCACUCUUCUUUAGAUCUUCUACAGUUGACCAAGGAAUCCAAAAAUCACAAGAUCCCAACAAGUCACCCGUUCCUGGACGCCAUGGGGGUAGAGAGAAGAAAGCUACCCCCGGCGUUGAGGUGUUCUCCGGAUUCGAACAGUCGACCAGGGUCUAAAACGUCGGAGGAUGAGAAAACGGAAUAUAAGUCCCCGCGAAAGUUUCCGAUCCUGGGACCUACUAGACAGCAAGCGGAGAUUUAUUUCAAACAAAAAUCAAAACAACUACAAGGGUUGACUCUGUCAAGUAGUGCCACAUCAGAACUCGGGAAACACCUAAGUGCCAGUGAUAAAGCCCUUCUGGAGUCCUCGGACGACGCCGAGAAGCUACGAGCAAGUUUUGCUAAUCUAACAACGACUUCUUUAGGACCUCAUAACUCGGAACACCUCGGUGAUGUUCGUUUCUUUGCUGAGUUGGUCAAACCUAUGCAAUACAGACUCAAGUUAAACAAGAGGAAAGAAAAAGUGAUUUUCCCCUCAAAAUACGGUUAUCAUCCUCGUUCGCAUUCGCCAACCUUCAAACGGUUGAUAGAAGCUACCGAGAAACUGGAAGUGAUCGCGAAGGAGGAGUUUGUAGAAGAGCUGAGGGCAAAGGCUGAACUUGAGAAAGUUCAUACAGUUUAUACCUCGACAGAGUUGGAAAAUUCGUACAAUCGGGAAAUACGUAGAAAUGGCACUAGUAAACUAAAUGUAGCCAGAAACAAUGUUAUAGAAGUUUCUCCACCUAAAGUAGAACCGAUUCAACCGAUAACAAAAUCACUGCAAAUUCCCCAGGAAUACCCUCCGAAGGAAGCCACUGUUGAGGCAGAUGUUGAAGAAGAUGAAGACGAGCAAGAUGAGGACGAGGAUUAUAAUUCAGACGAGGACAAUGGUUCAGAAGCUUAUUUCAAAGUAGACUUCCGGGUGAGUGAUGACGCGCAUGCGCAGCUUCAUUUAUUUUUGCCAAAAAUAAACGACAUUGACAACGAAUCAAAAACUGCUCGAUUUGGAUCUGGGUCUGUGAAAAACGAAGUGAAAAAGACAGGAAAAUUACCUCAAAUUUCAAACUCUCAGACAUCUGGUUCUUCGAUGAAAAAUUCAAAUGUGCGCAGAAGUAAAAAAUCGGAUGUGACAAGGAAAAAGAAACGGAAGUUAGAACGCAUCCGGUCGGCCGCGGACACCGACCACAAGCGCGUAAGGGACCAUUUAAAUGACGUUCCAACAAUGAUGUCAAUAGAAAGGGACUUUCACGGCAAAAAGCAUGACCACGACUCUCUCUGUGCUUUUGAGAAUUGCCCUUACCAUUCCGUACAGAAAAACAAUAUUAUAGUCAGUUAAAAGUGUGUCAAGUCUGUGUUGGGUAUUAUAUUUAUUCGUUCAUUGUUAUAAAUUUAUUUAUUUGUUCCGUUUUAAUUUUACGCAAGUUUUCAAGACAUGAUAAUCAGUUGGGGGUUUUUUUGUUGGGGGUCGUUCAAAUUUUGCAGUAUGAAAACAUGCAAUCAAAACGUCAUAUUUAUAAAGUUCUCUUUUAUAAGGAGAAUUUAAGUCCAAACAAGUGUCUGUGAUACAUAAAUAUUUUAUUAUUUUUAUUGUUAUGAAUACAUACAAUAUGAAUAUAAAACUUUAUAUCAAAAAAAAUCUUUAUUCAUUUAUUCAUGCAUUCAAU
Magallana angulata is the source of this 2574-nucleotide messenger RNA. RefSeq lists its product as uncharacterized. NCBI's taxonomy places the organism in Eukaryota, Metazoa, Mollusca, Bivalvia, Ostreida, Ostreidae. The record is from RefSeq and is a predicted model, not a curated record. The transcript has 2 exons. Bases 789 to 2246 code for a protein of 485 amino acids.